This is a messenger RNA of Owenia fusiformis, 5768 nucleotides long. NCBI's taxonomy places the organism in Eukaryota, Metazoa, Annelida, Polychaeta, Sabellida, Oweniidae. The record is from the annotation of a GenBank genome assembly.
UAUAUAUACUACUGUUUAUCACUAAUACAUAUAAUUUGCAAUUUUUUAUGCAAGAAAAUGAGAUAAACCAAGUAAAUACGUAAAUGAGAUUUGCUUAGUAACGACAUGGAUACAAAAUGGCGGAACCUCGAAAUUUGAAAAAAUAAAAUAUUUCAAUUUUAGCCUGCUAUUUAGUGAACAGGAUGAGUAACUUUUCGGGAAGUGGGCAUUCCAGCCCCCACAGAUUCAAUGAGCCACCAAUGUUCUUACAACGGCCGUCCUCAGGACGAUCUCAGGAUGUUUCUCAUGUGCUAGCUAAAACAUUUAGAGAAUGGUUUACAAGGGACACAGUUAGUGAAGACACUGUGAAUAAUUUAAACAUAUCUAAAGCUGGUGAUGAUCCAUAUCAUGACAGAUAUGUGCAAGCAUUGAGAAAGGUACAAGAGGAAAGAGAUAGGCGUAUUGCUAAAGUGGCCAUGCUUGAGAGACACAUUAUGCAGGCUCAGGCUCGUGCCAUGUCAGCUGAUGAACGAGAGAUGAACAGGGUAGCAUCAGCUCAUACCCGAUAUCCAGAUCUUGGUCUCCCUCCAACAAGAUCACAUUUUAGGUCCUGCCUUGACACACAGCUGCUGCGUGAACACCAUCUUCUGUGUCCUAGCGACUAUUCUACAGAGGAACCCCCUCUUGUCCCUCCUCCUACAGCUGGUGAAGUGCCAAACUAUGCCCGCCCUACUACAACAUCAGAAAAACGCAGUGAAGUUCCCGAUACUGCACAAUCUCAUUUUCCUGCCAUUGGAGGUGAUCUUGAAGAACAUCAUUUUUCAAGUAGAUCAAGUUACAGUGGAUCAGAAUAUAGCAGUGUUCCUGAUGCAAUCCCCCCUGGCACAAGUGAUAAGUCAAAUAUGUGGAGAGACCAGCCCAGUCCUGAACAACGGGAAGUUAACCGAAAGGACAUUUUGAACCUACAUAGUCGUUCAAAUUUUUCAAAAAAUCCUCGGAUUUCUGCAAGCUCAAAAUCAUUAACAAAAGGAAAGAAGAAAAAGCCAAAAGAAUUUGGAAUUAAGUCUAUACCAGAACAACCAACUGAAGAAACAAUGCCAUUUAUAGCAUCUCCAUCUGUAGUUAGGUUUAUGAACUAUACUGUCGGGCAGGCCUAUGAGGCAACUAUUGAAUUAAAAAAUAUUACAUCAUCAAUGCGACAAUGCCGUGUUAUCCCUCCAAAGACGUCAUACUAUUCAAUAAGUUUGGGCCAGUUCCCUGGAGAGCAUGGUCUUGUUGCUCCUGGUAUGAGUUGCCAGUACAAGAUCAGUUUUAUAGCUGAUUCCCUGGGUGAUUACGAGGAUGUUAUUACAGUUCAGACUCAGGGGGCGCCACCUCUUGAUAUCCCUAUACAGUCAAGGAGACCCCCGCCAGAGCUAACAUUACCCGAAGUAAUUGACACUGGUCACUGUCUAGUGGGAGGGGUAAGAGUUGCCCAAUUUAAGGUCAAAAACACAGGAGGUCCUGGGAGAUUCUGUCUGAUGCCCAGGAAAGUGUGGCCAGCUAUUAAUUUCAAAACAAUAGUAAGUCCAGGUGCUGCUGCGAUUGGCCCAUUUGAGGUGCGUCCCGCUGUAUUCCAGCUGAACCAUGGUGAUUGUAUGGUACUAGAGGUGAUAUUCAGACCAGGGGCUAUAGAUACCUACUCUGAACAGUUGGCUAUGGUUUGUGAUAACUGCCAAGUGCAAUACUUCACCCUGCAAGGUGAAGGUCAGGUGGCUUCAGUGGAGUUCAUGUCAGUAGAGGGCGGGGAGACGCAGCCAUUGCCCGAGGAUGUCUGUGAUGUCACAGCCUCUCAUCAUGUCACUUUCAACCCACUAAACCCAUUCACAUAUUUCCAGAAAGCAAUCUCAAUUAAAAACGCAACGAAUGUUGAGCUCCCAUUCAAUUGGCGAAUUGUGAAGCCUCACCUUCAGGCCCCUCCUAUAGAUGGCAGUGCACCAGUUGCAGCACCAGAAAACAGAAUCAUUGACCUUGAUUCUGCAUUUAGUAUAGAGCCACCUAGUGGCAGUCUGGCAGCAAAUGGAUCAGCUCAGUUUACGCUGACGUUUGCUCCUCCAGAACUAGGGAAAUUUCACGAUGUCCUACAUCUUGUCUUGGACCAAAUACCAAACUAUGUCCCUGGAGUGGAGCAGCAAGAACUGCCAGUGGAAGAUGUUACAGCAUUAGAAGUCGAACUGAAGGGAGAAGCUGAACCAUUUAACAUACUUGUACAACCAUACGCCAUCUAUAUCCCAGGAAAACAACCUGUUGGAUCAUCUGUGAAACGGCCUUUUAAGUUAAUAAACAACAGUCACAGUGGAGUGUUCUUCGAAUGGGAAAAAGUGACGAGCCCAUUUAUUGUUGAGGUGGAGCCUCCUAUGGGAGAACUAGGCCCAGGGCAAGAUUGGGAUUGUGUAGUGAGUGUGACUGGGGCACAGCCAGGAAAGAUUGAACACACACUACAGUGCCGUAUUGAAAACCAUUCUGAGCCAAUCACAAUGCAUAUAGAGGCUGAAAUAAAGGGACCUGAGAUCAAGAUCAACAACCCUGAUGUUAACUUUGGGCUUGUGAGGUUUGGAGAAAGCUCUACUCAAGAGAUCACUUUGUGCAAUAUGAGUCAGAUAGCAGCUGCUUGGAGAAUUGAAGAGAGUACUGCUUUCCCACAACAUGAGAGAAUGGAGUUUACAUUCCAACCGAGUAGUGGAGAGUUGAAACCUUUAACCAAUGAGGUAGUAAAGAUCACCUACAACCCUACACAAUGUACAACCCUCCAUACAGCAUUUGAUGUUUAUGUUAAGGAGGGCAACCAAUGCACAAUAGCAGGUAGGGGAGAGGUAAAGAGACCAGAGGCAUGCCUUCUUCAAUGUGGAUUAGAGCUAGAAGAUGUCUAUGUGGAUGUCCCUGUUAUUUACACUGUAGACAUAGUCAACCAAACGCAACUGGAUGCUGACUUUCAGUGGAUGCCAGUAUCUGGCAGUCAGUCUGAAGACUGUAGUGUGAUGAUAGAGCCAGAGAAAGGUGUGCUUGGACCAAGGGAACAAAGACAAAUUACUGUGCACUUUACAGCACAUAAACAGGUGAUGGUAGAAGAUGUCCAAGUUGUAUGCUGUAUUAAGGGAAUGGUCAAGCCACUGGUGCUUACUAUAAAGGGACAGGUGUUGGGAAUGAAUGUUAUAUACAAGACUCCAACUGAAGGACAGGAUCUUAAUACCUCAAGUGACAAACUGAUAGUUGAGUUUGGUGAUGAUGCUAAGCUUGGUGUGCCUGAGAAACGUUAUGUAUACAUUGAGAACACUUCUGCUAUCUCUGCACCAUUUAGUAUAUACAUGGAACACUUCUAUGCAAGACCUCCCACACCACCCAAGGUGGAUUCUCAUAUGCCAAAUAAAAGCAGCCAAAGAAGAGCUAUGCUUGGACGUACUCCCAACCUAGCUGAUCCCAUGAGUAGAACAACAGCCAAGGCACAAACAGAACUCUGCGCAAUGAUGCUGUCUGAGGGACGUGGAGCCGCAUUUGCAAUACAACCAGCAUCAGGGGUGCUGCCACCUUUUGGUACUCAAAUGAUUGAAGUUAUGGCUUACAGUGAUAUGUGGGGUGAUUAUAAAGAUAAAAUGAUCUGCAAGAUUGAGAAGUUGGACUUAAAAAGCAUAGAUGUUCACAUGAAUGUUGUCGGAUGUCCAUUGAACUUCCAAGUGUCGACCAAGGCACAGCCCAUUGUCAGAUUUGGAACUCAUGUAUCAGGGGUUGCUCCUGUGGUGCGACAGAUGCGCAUCAAUAACUCUAGUCCUUAUGAUGUACGUUUAGACUGGGAGGUUUACAAUGUUGAGCCUGAGGAUGAUCAGCUGUUGGAUUUCAAUGUAACAUAUGGUGUUGCAUUUCCCCUUCGCGACAAAGAUGGAGUUGAAAUUGAACCAGUCAUUGAAGGUCCACCACCACCAGAAAGACUUCCAACUGAGUUUAUUCCAAACUCUCCUGACUCCACAAUGAUGGGGAGUCGCCUGGCAACAGAGGCAGGGUCUGUUUUUAGCAGUCAGCGAAGCAUCAUGACUCCGCCUCAGAAGCAAGUUGUGUUUACAAACCUGAGAGCCCAUGAGGGAAUAAUGAGCACAACCCCCUACAAGAUUGUACCUUCACAAUUAGUGAUCCCAGCCCGUGGUUGUAGUUCUGUUAAUGUUGUCUACACACCAUAUGCAAGCGGGGAACUGGUUCAGGAUGGCAAAGAUUGUAUUGGAUUUGCCCAAGGCUUCAUGAGCUUGGACGGCAAAGCUGACACACCAAAUAAGGUCGUACGAAAGGAUGCAUAUGAUAUGACUCCAUUGAGGAUUGAUAUGACUGCCUUUGUAAAGCCAGCUUUGCUUACAAUAGAGUGUGCUGAAGAUGAGGGAAUGCGCUACAGAUCUGCCGCAAGUGACCUGCUACAAGAGGGCACCUUGAGAGAGGAUAGCUUGCGUGUAUGUGGGGCAACAAUAGGCAACCUAACAGAGACUCCCCUAGUGUUCCAGUUGACAACAGAGAAGCCAUUUGUCAUGGUGGAUACUGACCCAUUAAAACCAAACUCUGCAUUGGCACGUACUCAUAGCACUGAGAUGAUCACACUAAAACCUCAGCAUAAUAUGCAGAUGAAGAUUGCAUUCCAAGUUGACAGCAGUCUUCUGGAACAACUAAAAGAUUUAGAGAUAGAAGAUCCACCUAAAGAUGAAGAGCAGAAAGAGAAUGGUGUCACAUUGCAGAUGUGUGGCAAAGAGAGGAGAUUGAAUUAUGUAUCUGAUCUCAUUAUCAAGUUCAACAACUCAUCCAUACAGCGUCUACCCCUACAUGCUACCCUGACAGUGCCUUCGUUACAUCUCUCUACUGACAGCCUGGACUUUGGUACCUGCCUAGUUGGACAGGAAAGGCAGAUGCAGGUUGUAAUCAACAAUCCAACAAGGUCCAGCAGCUUCUGGAUGUCUGUACAAGAAGAGAAGUCAGAUACUUGUGUGGAAAAUACAUUCACGAUGACACCAUCCAGUGGCCUACUCGACGCACAUAUCACCCAUGCCUCUAAAAGCAAUGUGCUUGUCAAAGUGCACUUCAUUGCAAAGCACACAGAGAUGUAUGAAGCCACAUUCUUACUGCAUGGGCUUCUGGGAGAGGAACCUAGGCGUCUGCUUGUUAGAGGUCAAGGUUCAUACGAUGGAAAACAUGAAGCUUUUGUCAAUCAAUAAUUCAACCAAAGGAACAUUUUGAAUGAUGAACUGAAUGCAUGUACAUUUUUAAAUGUUAUAUUCCGUCCAAUAUACAUGUAUUUUGAACCCUAGAAGGACUGUGAUAAGAAAAAUAUUAAAGAUGAUUAUAAAAAAUAUCUAGCCUGUUAUUUCAAAGUAUUAUUUAUUGUUUAGUAUUGAUAUAUUAAUAUAUGUAGCAUAAUUGCAAAUAUGUAUAAAAGAAAAUAUUUUUUAUUUAAAAUAAAAAAUCUUAAAAAGUAUAAAAAAAUUUAUAUGUCUGUUUUGUGUCAAUCUUAAAGGGUGCGGAGUUCAAGCUAUGGUGUACAGUGUAUGUAAGAGGGGGAUUCAUAGAUGAACAAAUUUCUGUUAACAUGAACCUCUAUAUAGAUUCAUAUUACAAAUUCUAGGAUAUUCCCCCUCUCAGUGUAUAUUAUGAAAAACAAAAAUACUUUUUGUGAACUGUUUGGCAGUUGGCAUGAUGGCAUCUAUCUAUAACAAAUGGCAGGUUUUGACAUUUUGCAAAUGCCUCAUUGAUAUUUUGUCAUGGCCCCUAAAACUAAUGUAAAA